AGUAUAUUCUGCCAGAUAAAAAUGAGAGACAUAGAAGCUGGCUAAAGAAAAAGUUGAAAUAUAUCGAAAAUUUAAACAAUAUUUUGUAGUAACAUAAACUUUUUUCAUCGACCCUUUAUCUUAAAUUCAUCUAUAUUGGGAUAAAGGGCGAUGUUUUAUAUCUUUAGCCACUUUAUUACAUGCAAAACAAACCCAAAAGGGUUUUCAUUAAUGCAGAUAGAAGUUGGUUUUUGAAUUUCUGAAACUUAAAUUGUUAAUCCUCUCCAUUUUUUUUUUAUAAAAAUGAGAGGAAUAUCUGAUAAUGUUCAUGGAGUUAUAUUAGCUAUAUCAUCAAGUAUUUUUAUUGGAUCAAGUUUUAUUAUUAAGAAGAAAGGCCUUAAAAAGGCUAGUGCAACAGGAACAAGGGCAGGUUCAGGAGGCCACUCUUAUCUGUUGGAACCAAUGUGGUGGGCUGGGAUGUUAACUAUGAUAAUUGGAGAAGGAGCUAACUUUGCUGCUUAUGCAUAUGCCCCGGCAAUUCUUGUAACUCCUCUAGGGGCUUUAAGUAUAAUCGUGAGUGCAGUGUUAGCUCAUUUUAUUUUAAAGGAGAGAUUGCACAUAUUUGGUAUUGUUGGUUGUGUCCUCUGCUUGGUUGGCUCUGUUAGUAUUGUGUUACAUGCUCCACUCGAAAGGAAAAUCGAAUCUGUCAUGGAUGUUUGGUACCUAGCAACCGAGCCAGGAUUCAUUAUAUACACAUGUGUAGUCGUGGUGCUGGUACUCGUCCUUAUUUUCCGGUUUGUGCCUCGUUAUGGGCAGAAGUAUAUGGUCAUUUACAUCGGAAUCUGUUCUCUCACGGGGUCUCUCACGGUUAUGGGUGUGAAAGCAGUUGGAAUCGCGCUUAAGCUUUCAUUUGAAGGAAAGAAUCAGUUCAAGUAUUUCCAAACAUGGUUAUUUACUGUGUUUGUUACAAUCUUUUGCCUUUUAGACUGGGAUCAUCAGAAUGCAACACAGAUAAUAACAGAAUUAUGUGGCUUUGUAACUAUCCUCUCUGGUACUUUUCUCCUUCACAAGACCAAAGACAUGGGAAAUAGUCCAACAACAAGCAUUAUUCUCCUUCCAAAAACAACCAAGGACACAGAAAGUAAGCCAACAGGCGAAACCCCGAAACUUACGGUUGAGGUAUGA
Messenger RNA from Nicotiana tabacum (common tobacco), 1164 nucleotides. The record is from RefSeq and is a predicted model, not a curated record. NCBI's taxonomy places the organism in Eukaryota, Viridiplantae, Streptophyta, Magnoliopsida, Solanales, Solanaceae.